This is a messenger RNA of Phaethon lepturus (White-tailed tropicbird), 377 nucleotides long. It is a transcript of the gene OPCML, whose product is annotated as opioid binding protein/cell adhesion molecule-like. Gene Ontology annotation, cellular component: neuron projection. NCBI's taxonomy places the organism in Eukaryota, Metazoa, Chordata, Aves, Phaethontiformes, Phaethontidae. The annotation marks the transcript as partial. The record is from RefSeq and is a predicted model, not a curated record. The transcript has 3 exons.
UUCCCCCCCAGAUCGUCAACAUCUCGUCGGACGUCACCGUGAACGAGGGCAGUAGCGUGACCCUCAUGUGCCUGGCUUUCGGGAGACCGGAGCCCACCGUCACGUGGCGGCACCUCUCUGGAAAAGGGCAGGGCUUUGUGAGCGAGGACGAGUACCUGGAGAUCACGGGCAUCACACGGGAGCAGUCCGGGGAGUACGAGUGCAGUGCCGUCAACGACGUGGCCGUCCCGGACGUGCGGAAAGUCAAAGUCACCGUCAACUAUCCGCCGUACAUCUCAAACGCCAAGAACACGGGAGCCUCGGUGGGCCAGAAGGGCAUCCUGCAGUGCGAGGCCUCAGCCGUCCCCGUGGCGGAGUUUCAGUGGUUCAAGGAGGAC